Lodderomyces oxycetoniae is the source of this 3324-nucleotide messenger RNA. It is a transcript of the gene STE23, whose product is annotated as metalloendopeptidase. The transcript has a single exon. Gene Ontology annotation, cellular component: cytosol; mitochondrion. The coding region runs from base 1 to 3324 and encodes 1107 amino acids. The record is from RefSeq and is a predicted model, not a curated record. Gene Ontology annotation, molecular function: metal ion binding; metalloendopeptidase activity. Gene Ontology annotation, biological process: peptide catabolic process. NCBI's taxonomy places the organism in Eukaryota, Fungi, Ascomycota, Pichiomycetes, Serinales, Debaryomycetaceae.
AUGUUAUUUUGGGUAUUGAAAAAAUAUUUCAUUUAUUAUUGUAUUAGGCCAUCCCCAGUGACAUUCAAGGUUUCUACAUCAUCGUCCUUAUCGACAUCGACCUAUAGUUUUGGUAGUUUUGGAAGUGUUGAUAGAAUGACGGAGCUAGCUAGUCAGUAUACUAUACUUGCCGAUGACGCUCAAAUAAGCAAACCAGUAAUAGAUGAUAGACAUUAUAGAUUUUUGAAAUUAAAGGCUAAUGAUUUGAGAGUAUUGUUGAUUCAUGAUCCUCAGGCAGACAAGUCUGCAGCAGCGUUAGAUGUCAAUGUUGGUUCGUUUGCAGAUAAGCAGUACGAAAUCUUUGGUUUGGCUCAUUUUUGUGAACACUUGCUCUUUAUGGGCACUUCAAAGUACCCCAAGGAAAAUGAGUACUCAAAUUAUUUAUCAAAACAUUCAGGACAUUCAAAUGCAUAUACAUCUUCUGAACACACUAAUUAUUAUUUCCAAGUGGGGUCAAACCACUUGGAAGGCGCCUUGGACCGAUUUGCUCAGUUUUUCAUUGCUCCGUUGUUCAGUAAGAGUUGUAAAGAUCGAGAGAUUAAUGCGGUUGAUUCCGAAAACAAGAAAAACUUGCAAAGUGAUAAUUGGAGGUUGUACCAGUUGGACAAACUGAAUAGUAAUCCAAAUCAUCCAUACAAUGGGUUUUCUACAGGUAAUUACCAAACCUUGCAUGUGGAACCGGAGCUGAAAAAUAUCAAUGUUCGUGAUGCCUUGAUAAAGUUUCAUCAGGAUAAUUAUUCUUCAAAUUUAAUGAGCUUGGUGAUUUUGGGAAAGGAGGAUUUGGACACUUUAUCAGCUUGGGCGAUUGAAAAAUUCUCUUUUGUUGCAAAUAAACAAUUGCCAAGACCAAAGUAUAACGGUGAGUUGAUUUACACACCUGAACUCUUGGGUAAAUUACUCAAAGCGAAACCAGUAAAAGAAUUGAAUCAGUUGGAGCUAAGCUUUAUGAUUCCAGAUGAUUUGGAGGACAAGUGGGAUUGCAAGCCACAAAAUUAUUUCUCUCAUUUGCUUGGCCAUGAAAGUGAAGGAUCUAUUUUAUGCUAUUUGAAAACCAAAGGCUGGGUAACGGAGUUAUCAUCGGGAAACAUGAAUGUGUGUCAAGGAAACUCGGUUUAUAUGUUGGAAUUCCAAUUGACACCUACUGGUUUACAAAAUUGGGAGAAAAUUGUAGUUACAGUUUUUGAGUACCUUCAAUUUGUCGUUAAGGACGAACCAAAAAAAUGGAUUUGGGAUGAAAUCAGAAACAUUGCCGAGGUUAAUUUCAAAUUUAAGCAAAAAUCGGAAGCUUCUUCAACAGUUUCACAUUUGAGUAAUACCUUGUACAAGUUUGAUCAGUUUAUCCCACCGGAAAACAUCUUGAACUCAUCAGUUGUUCGUAGGUUUGACCCUAUAGCAAUAAAGAAGUUUGCAAGUUUUUUGAAUGUGGAUAAUUUCCGUAUUUCGUUGGUUUCGCAGGAUUUGAACAACUUGACCAAACGCGAGAAAUGGUAUGGAACAGAAUAUGAAUUUGAAAAUAUACCAGAGAGUUUGUACAAGGCAGCAAAAUCCCCCCAGGUCAAUAAGCAAUUGCACUACCCAAAACCAAAUCCUUUUAUUCCCACGAAAUUCGAUAUCCUCAAGAAAAAAGUAUCCAAGCCACAGAUCUCGCCAUAUUUGAUUACUCACGAUAACAAAAUGAACACUUGGUUUAAACAAGAUGAUCAGUUUGAAGUACCAAGAGGUACAAUAGAAGUUGUUUUCCAUUUGCCUGGUGCAAAUACUGAUAUAGUCACGUCUACAAAAUCCGCAUUAUUUGUUGAAAUGUUGAAUGACCAUUUAAACCAAAUCACUUAUUUUGCGUCCCUUGUUGGAUUGAAAGUUGGAAUUAAUAGUUGGCGCGAUGGGUUUGCUAUUGUUAUACGUGGAUAUAACGAUAAAUUGCCUGUUCUUCUUAACCAAGUGCUUGACGAAUUUUUCAAUUUCAAACCGGAAAGAAGUAGGUUUGAAUCGAUAAAGUUUAAAUUAUCUAAAGAAUAUAAAAAUUUUGGGUAUCAAGUGCCAUUUCAACAAAUUGGGUCACUUUUUUUCCAGUUGGUUAAUGAAAAAGUAUAUGGAUAUGAAGAAAGGAUUCCAGUAUUGGAAGAUAUUGAAUUUGAAGAUAUUGAGCAAUUUGCUGACAAGAGUAUAUGGAGUGAUGGAAUAUUUGCUGAGGUUUUGGUGCACGGUAAUUUUGACAUUAGAGACGCCAAUGAAAUUAAGGCUUUGAUUGCUGACCAUAUUGAUAAGAUUGAGCCAAUGAUGAGCGAGUAUGAUGAAGGGAAGUUUCACUUGCAGAAUUAUGUAUUAGAGCCAGGUGAAAAUAUUCGGUUUGAAAAAUUACUCAAGGAUGAAAACAACAUCAAUUCGUGUAUUGACUAUUAUUUGCAAAUGAGUCCCACUAAUGAUGAUGCCAGGUUAGGAGUAUUGAUUGACCUCCUUGCAACGAUUAUUCGUGAACCAUGUUUUGAUCAACUAAGAACUAAAGAACAAUUAGGCUAUGUUGUAUUUUCGGGAAUAAAGAAGGGGAGAACUUCACUAGGGUUCAGGAUUCUUGUUCAGUCAGAACGUGCUAGUGAAUAUUUGGAAUAUCGAAUUGAGGAGUUUUUGAAGAGAUUUGGCGAUUUUGUGAUGAAUGAAUUAAGCGACGAUGAUUUCAUCAAGUUCAAACAAGCAUUAAAAGAUUUGAAACUACAAAAAUUAAAGCACCUUUCUGAGGAAACUAAUCGGUUAUGGAGUUCAAUAAUUGACGGGUAUUAUGAUUUCGAUGCAAGACUGAAACAAGUUUCCAUUUUGGAGAAUAUCACCAAGGAAGAGUUUAUUAAAUUCUAUAAGGCAUAUGUAAUGGAGGACUUUGGUGGAACCGGGACUGGGACCGGGAAGUUGGUGGUGCAUUUGAAAUCGCAAGUUCUUCAUGAGCCAAGCGAGAAACGAGGUAUUCAAAGCGCUUUGAUCAAUUAUAGCUACGAUAAUGGAUACGGACACAAGAUGAGUCAUGAAGUUAUUGAAAAACUUGUAUCUCAAGAGAUUUCGAUAGAUGCAAUACUUGACAAUUUUGCUCAAUUAGUCGCUGAUGGUGAUGGUGAUACUGAUUUAACCAACUUUAAGCAAGAUUUGAAAGCCAGAAUUGAAAAUCCUACACCAAACAAGUACCCAACUGGUAAUUUGAUUCAAUCAAUAGAUGAGUUUAGAAAUGGAAGAAGAUUAGGCGGAAAGCCUCAACCGGUGGCUUCAUUAUCAAAAUUUUACUAUGAACAAUCGCAUCUAUAG